This is a messenger RNA of Cariama cristata (Red-legged seriema), 561 nucleotides long. RefSeq names its product junctophilin-2-like. The transcript has 3 exons. The record is from RefSeq and is a predicted model, not a curated record. Lineage: Eukaryota; Metazoa; Chordata; Aves; Cariamiformes; Cariamidae. The annotation marks the transcript as partial. Gene Ontology annotation, cellular component: endoplasmic reticulum membrane; plasma membrane; junctional membrane complex.
UUUGAUUUCGAUGAUGGAGGUGCCUAUUGCGGGGGCUGGGAAGGGGGCAAAGCCCACGGGCAUGGCAUCUGCACCGGCCCCAAGGGCCAGGGCGAGUACUCGGGCUCCUGGAACUACGGUUUCGAAGUGGUGGGCAUAUACACGUGGCCCAGUGGCAACACCUACGAAGGCUACUGGUCCCAAGGCAAGAGGCACGGCCUAGGAAUCGAGACCAAAGGACGGUGGGUUUACAGAGGCGAGUGGACUCAUGGCUUUAAGGGACGGUACGGUGCGAGACAGAGCAUGAGCAGCGGAGCCAAGUAUGAAGGUACCUGGAAUAACGGUCUGCAGGAUGGCUACGGCACCGAGACGUAUGCUGAUGGAGGUGGCCCUGGUGCUGCUCUCAGGGGGAUGGAGGGGGACAGGGACUUGCUGGAGGGCAGCGACUGCUCCGACCUGGCCCCCAAGGAGCGGCUGAGCCCCCCUAAACCUGAGGAGGUCUCCAAUGUCACCCCGAUCGUGUGUCAGCCCUGCCCGCUGGCUGGGCAGGCGGGGAUGGAGCACCAACUUCACCAGCCCUCG